This is a messenger RNA of Macrosteles quadrilineatus (aster leafhopper), 4439 nucleotides long. Its product is annotated as probable ATP-dependent RNA helicase DHX34. The record is from RefSeq and is a predicted model, not a curated record. Bases 37 to 3444 code for a protein of 1135 amino acids. Gene Ontology annotation, cellular component: intracellular anatomical structure. Lineage: Eukaryota; Metazoa; Arthropoda; Insecta; Hemiptera; Cicadellidae. Gene Ontology annotation, molecular function: ATP binding; RNA binding. The transcript has 19 exons. Gene Ontology annotation, biological process: nuclear-transcribed mRNA catabolic process, nonsense-mediated decay.
AAGGCAUUGAAACACAUUUAAAAAGUGCAGACAAAAAUGGAAAGAAGAAAAAGUAACCACAAGAAGAGGAGGAGGAGCAGGUCAUUGACUCCCUCUUCAGAUGAAAUUAGUCGUCCAAACAGGAGAAAGCAUGAGAGAGACGACUUUCUAUAUAGUAAAAACCACCAUUUGGACACCCCAAAAGCAAGAAAAGUGCCAACUAAGCCUAGUCGUUCAAGACCACUCGAUUUUUCAUUUCAUAAAUAUAAAUAUGAACUAAACAAAGUAUUCUGUCGAGACUCUGAUCUUGUUCAAGAUAUUGACGAUUUUUGGCUGUUUGUAGAGAAGUAUGAAAAUAUUAAAAAGAGAGCUGCAGAAAAGCAAAGAGGUGGUCCUGCACAAUCCUCAGUUGAAAAAUCAAAUUUUGAUAAAUCCAGUCUAAUCAACCUAGUCUUGACAACUAAAGUAGAAGAGUUGGAGGGAAGACUUCCUCCUCACCAUGACGACCCAUUGACAAAACAAGACCUCUUGGAUUUUCGAUCGAUUCUUCUUUCCUACCUUGAUUUCAAGCAGAAAGAGAAGUUCAACAAGUUACGGAAGCUGAGAGAGACUCAAGCAAACUUGCCCGUGUUCAACCAUAAACAGGAGAUCGUGGAGGCAGCAGCUCAAGAGAGGGUAGUGAUUGUUGCUGGAGACACGGGAUGUGGAAAGUCCACCCAGGUACCUCAGUAUCUUAUGGAGGCUGGAUACAAACGAAUAGCUUGCACACAGCCUCGCCGCAUUGCAUGCAUCUCCCUAUGCAAGCGAGUUGCAUUUGAAACUCUUUCGGAGUACAAAAGCAAGGUUGGAUAUCAAAUUCGCUUUGAGAGAAGUCGAAACCAGGAUACAAGAAUUGUUUUCAUUACCGAAGGACUGCUAUUGAGACAGGCUGCAGGUGAAGGACAUCUAUCAGAGUAUGACGUCCUAGUGCUGGAUGAGGUCCAUGAGCGUCACCUCCACGGAGACUUCCUGCUGGGAGUGGUCAAAUGCUUACUGCUCCAGCGGCCAACUCUCAAAGUUAUACUCAUGUCUGCCACAAUCAACAUCAAACUCUUCAGUGAUUACUUUGGAGAUAACACUCGUGUUAUCCAGGUUCCUGGAAGAUUACAUCCAAUUAAACUUCACUAUCGACCAAUCAUUGUGGAGGAACGUGCAUCCAAGUCUGAGAGAUUGAACCCUGGACCAUACGUUCAAAUCAUGCAGCUUAUUGAUGAGAAGUACCCUAAGGACGAGAGAGGAGAUUUGCUGAUUUUCCUGCCUGGGAUGAGUGAGAUAACAGCUGUUGUGGAUGCAGCCAAACAGUACAAUGAGAAGACCCAGGGCUGGAUCAUCCUGCCACUACACAGCACUCUGUCUAUAUCUGAUCAGGAUAAGGUGUUUGACUAUGCGCCUGAAGGUAUCCGCAAGUGUAUCGUGUCUACUAACAUAGCAGAAACAUCAGUGACUAUUGACGGUGUCCGCUUUGUCGUGGACUCUGGCAAGGUGAAGGAGAUGAGUUACGAUGCAGUUUGCAAGAUGCAGCGACUCAAAGAGUUCUGGAUCAGCAAGGCCAGUGCGGAGCAGCGCAAGGGACGAGCUGGCAGGACUGGGCCUGGAGUAUGUUACCGCUUGUAUUCAGAGGAAGACUAUGCUGCAAUGUCAGCCUACACAACUCCCGAGAUUCAGCGAGUUCCACUAGACUCUCUACUGCUACAAAUGAUUUCUAUGGGUCUUCCUGAUGCUAGAAAGUUCCCUUUCAUCGAACCACCACCCACUGACACCAUCGAGACAGCUAUUCUAUCACUGAAGCAACAUGGAGCUCUGACCAGUGAAGAGAAGCUUACAACGGUAGGUCAACUAUUAUCUGCUCUACCCGUUGACAUACCUCUAGGUAAGAUGUUGAUCAUGGGCUCACUGUUCCACCAAGUAGAGCCUGUACUGUCAUUGGCUGCUGUUCUGUCCGUCCAGACACCCUUCACACAUCGGGCCUACAGAGACAUCGAUUGUCAGACUCUACGCAAACAGCUAGAGUCAGACCAUGGAGACCCAAUCACAUUGUUGAACGUGUUCCGAGAGUGGCUGGAGGUUAAGCGGGGGGAGAGAGCAGCAUCACGGAGUUGGUGUCGUAAGAGAGGUCUGGAGGAGCAGCGGUUCUAUGAGGCCACCAAGCUGCGGGCGCAGUUCAAGGAUUUGUUACAGGACUGUGGUCUACUGAAAGCCAGUGAGCGUCCGAGUGCCAGUCUGUCGAGUGCUGAGCGCACACUGAGGCAUGGUGAGGUUAAGCUGCUUAAGUCUCUAAAGCGCUCGAUACAAGAUGCAGCCCCUCGCACUAGACGCACACUCAAGCCGGACUCCUGGACCAUUGCUGAAGACGAGGACAAAGCUGCGGUUGAUUUACGAGAUAUUGACUUCCGUCUUCGCAACGACAACUCACAGAUUCAGGAUCUGCUACAAGGGUCAAGCGCCUGCAGUUACAAAGACCUGGCUAUGCUGAAGCUCAUCCUCACCAGUGGUUUCUACCCUCAGUUGGCUGUGGCUGAUGAGUUUAACCACUGCAAGACAGUAAGUGAGCAGUUGUUCCACUGCCAGACUAAGCCGUUUGUCUCACUGCACCCUCUGAGCAUGUUUGGCAACAACUCCUCUGUUCUACAACUGGAGGAUGGUGAUAUUGUGCCAGGACCAGGGAAACACCCUCUCAGUCACCGACAUCAGCUACUCUGUUACAUGUCUUUGCUUGAGACUACAAAGGCUUUUCUGGUGAACACCCUGAGGAUGCCAGCCGUCCAGACUCUGCUUAUCUUCUGUCACGAUCUUUACACCAACAUUGAUUUGACAAGAGUGGUGUGUGACAACUGGCUGGAGGUGAGGUUCCCAGCCCCAGAUGUGGCUCAGGCCUUAGUAAAGAGAGUAGUGCGGGCAAGGACGCACUGGGACAACCUACUCAACAUGCGGUUCAAAGAUGAAGACUGUGGCAGCCUAGAGAAGGAAUUGACAGAGGAUUUGGUUCACCUGAUGAAUAGUCAGGUGGUGUACAGCAUGCGUCGUCUGUUAGCAGCUGAUCUCAAACAGCUGUUUGUGGGUGUGGGUCACAACACUGCAUCAGGUUCCAACCCCCUCAGUCCUGGAGAAGAAGUCACCAACCACCCUAAGUUGGGUGGAGUUGUUCUAACUCCGUAUCUCACAUACAACUGCUUGGUUGAUGAUUUCAUGUUGGAAACUUGGACCUGUGACAAGUGUGAGCUUACAGCAGCUCUUAGCUUCCUAGAGAAAGAGCAGCACUUGAUGGAAUGUCAACCUACUACUCAGAGUUCUGAAAACAAAGAAGUUGAAGAGUUUUCAGCUCCCAAACCCAACAGUAUUCCGUACAACUGUCCGGAGUGUGAUAGAACCUUGCAUCUCACCCCAGUAGAAGUGUUGAAGCACAAACGUUCUCAUGUUAAAUCUUAACAUCACAUUGUAUAGAUGGAUAAGUUACAGUGUGGCCUGUUUUAUUGUCUUAAUGACAAGUUAGUUCAUUGUCUAACUAUCCUGUCUACAACUGUGGUAUAUUGAUUACCAGAUAGACUUUAAUUUUAAAAAUUCUAUCAAAUUCUAACUUUUAGAUUAUUAACUAAAUAUAAAAAAAAAUAAAUAAAAUUGUUGUACGGUGGCUUCAUAGUAGCCCAAUUGAGUACCAGAGUGUCUUUAAUACUUUUUUCGUUUUAAUAAGAUUUGAUUUUGUUCCAUUUUAAUUUUCUUGUAUAAAUUGUAAAAAACACUUUUCCUCCAAUUAUUGAUUUUAUUUUUUUGUGUUCUUUAGUUUUGUCUCAGACCAUGCAAGCCAUAAACAAACAGUAAGAAUUUAAAAAAGUUCUAGUAAAGUUUUUAUGUAAAAAGAGUAUGUACAUAGUUUUUAACUCACCGUGUAUAUACAUAUUUACAUUAAAUAAACUUGUAUAUAACAAUAAAAUAGUGUUGUUAAAAAGUUUCAAAGAGUAAAAUUAAUUCAGUUUACCUGUGUAAUAGGUAAAGUAUUCUUUUAUGACAAAAUUGUUAAGAGAAGGGUGAAGGCACCGAUUAAGCUUGAGUUUCCUCUUGUAUCAGACACAGAAAAUUUGGCUAUUAAAUGUAAAGAAUAGUUUAAAAGUCUUGUCGGUAUUGUCACCUACUCCCUAAUGAUAAAACUUAAUACUGUACUAAUACUCCAUAUUUGUCAUAUUGUGUCAAAAAUUCAAGGGGUGCCCUUAUGGUUGUCCAUCAAGUUCUUAGGCACCCACCGAGCAAACACUUUCUUUUAAGCAAGAUGAUCUGUCACUAUCUCAUGUAGGAGUGGUGGUGAAAUUUGUGGAAAAGUGUCAUGUAAAGUCGUCAAAAUAAAAUAUUGAUUUAUUGAUUUACUCAACGGUUUCUUCAACUUUUUGCUUCAGUUCAUCUGUGACUAGUCAUGGCCUCCCGCACUGAUA